CUGACUGUGUGAGCCAGCUGUUUUCCUCCAGCAGUAUGAGAUAGCGUCUUUCCUGCGUGGAUAGCGGGGGUGUUGGUGGUGGCACGGAGAGACAACAAUGGACAACAAUGACUGUAAACUCCCGCACUGGUUUGAAUGAACCGGGAUAUACCAAGCGACGCGUCGGUCCGGUGGAUGAAGCCGUGUUAUAGCACUAACAAGUGGACAAGCUUUCCAUUGUGAACAUUCAAAUAUCUUGCAGCUUAUAGCCUAUUAGAGUCUCUGGGCUUUUUAAGGAUUAUCAUAACAAAAGCGCGACGGGACAAAAACAGCCAUAAACGCUCCUGUUGUUCCUCAAUAACUGAGAAAGAGAGAAAACACGUGGUUUUAUUUAAAGGAGCAGCAGAGGCGAUGAAAACAACGGAGGAGGGGGAGAGGAGUUUCAUUCAUUGGAUUUAAAGCUGUAUGCUGUGUUUUGGCCAGUCGGCCUUCUUCCGCUUCAACCACCCAGAAGAAGCUUUCAGGAUGAAGAGCAUGAUGCCCCACGGAGGAAGCGUCUCCACCGGGGACUACAGACUACGUGCAGACAAAGAGAGCUUGGUCAAUGGGAAUCACCAGGCCGGUCCAGCUCCUGGAGAGAGAGUCCAGUCUGAGCACAGUGCGAUCGUCAGCUCCAUUGAGAAGGACCUCCAGGACAUUAUGGACUCUCUAGUCAUGGACGACCCGCAGCCAUCCUCCUCAGAGGGCAUAAAGACCCCAGGAGGACAGCCCAUCCCCCACUCUCCCCUGUCCCCCAUGGUCAACGGAGGGGGCCGCUAUCUUCUCUCGCCUCCUACCAGCCCGGGGGCCAUGUCUGUGGGGUCCAGCUAUGAGAACAACUCCCCUCCUUUCUCGCCCCUUUCCUCCCCGUCAGCGGCCAGCAGUGGGAGCUUCACCAGCCCCUCUCCUGGUGGAGGACCCCAGGACCAGAGUUCCUCUCUGCCGCCAGUGCCUGUUCGCUCGUCUAGCUACAACUUCACCGCCCAGCCUCCGCCCGUUCCACAGCCUCGGACCAUACUGCCCAACUUCAGCAGCGGGGGGCUGAAGGUUCAGGAGAGCCCCCGGCUGCAGAGGAAGGUCCUCACGGAGGCUCCUCCCAGCCCCAAGCCGAGCCGCCGAGGACUAAGCCAAGACGGGUCGGAGAGCCCUCGACAGACCCCUCUCCUGUCCUCCAGUGAGUCCCUCAGUAGUAGAAACGUUGUGCCGAGUAGCCCUAGACUCACUCCAAAAUUCCCCUCCUGUUCAUCCCCGUCCCCCUCCAGUCCCAGGACCAAGACCACCACAGUGCUCCAGGAGAGACCUGCAAGCCCCUUCAGAGAGCAGCCAAGUCUCGCUGACUGCAUGUUAUCCACCAGCCCCUCUUGGCAGCUUUCCCAACCUCCUACCAGAGCCUUCCAGCCCCCCCUGGACCCGAUCGUCCACAUCAUCCAAGGGUCGCCGCUCCAGCAGCAUCCACGUUCGCUACAGCCCCUCGAGAGCCCCCGCAUGGCCAGGAGGAAUCUGGAGCUGAACGGCAGCAGCGGAGGGGGCAGCAGCAUGAGAGAGCUGCCGCCGCUUAGCCCCUCCCUGGCUCGAAGGGGGGUCCCGGUACUACCAGGGGCGCUCCCGGGGACAGUACCCACCAUGAGGACCCCCGACAGCCCCUCAGGUCUGAGCAAGUUUGUCCCAGAGAGUCCGAGGCUUCGACGCAAGUCCGGAUCUACCCCCGAGGAGCAGAUGUGCAGCAGGGGGAUCCGAGCCCGCAGCCCCUCGCCCACCUCCAUGAUGAUGGAGGGUGGCGGGGGCCCGGGAGUCCGAAAGGCAAGCUUUGGGAAUUCCUUGUCGCCUGCUUACAGCCUGGGCUCCCUGCCUGGCUCGUCCCCCUUGUCAAGCCCCAGGAGCCACAGGAAGAUGUCAGCAGGGAGACCCCACCCCGGGAUGAGGGAGAGGAAGAACAGCAUCUCGGAAAUCAGCGACAACGAGGACGAGCUGCUGGAGUACCACCGACGGCAGAGAGAGGAGAGGCUCCGGGAGCAGGAGAUGGAGAGACUGGAGAGACAGCGACUGGAGACCAUCCUGAACCUCUGUGCUGAGUACAACAAAGGAGAGCCCGGCAGCCUGGACCCUCUCGGCUCGGGGAGGGCGGGUUUCCCGGGGGGGCUGACGGACGGUUUAGCUCGCAGACCGUCCCUGGAAAACAUCCUGGGAGGAACGCCGUCCUCGGUCUCGUUCCGCCUGGCGCAGAGACAGAGGGAGAGCGAUGAGGAGAACCUGAAGGAGGAGUGUAGUAGCACAGAGAGCACUCAUCAGGAGGUGAGGACGUCUCCCGCUCCAAGCACAGCCUCAGCACUGCACAAUGGAGACAGACAGCAUGAGGACUCCACUUCAGGCAGCACAGGUCGCCUGGAGCUCGGCUACUUGGAGGACGAGCGGGUUCGCGUUCUUGCGCAGAUCGAUGAGUUCAAAACCCGGCUGAUGGAGCUGGAGCAACAGCUGCAGGAGUCCAAACAAGAGGCAGAGAUGGAGCGCGCCUUGCUGCAGGGCGAGAGGCAGGCGGAGCUGGACCAGAUCGAGGCUGAGACAGACGUCAUCGCUCGGCUGCAGCACAAGCUGGACGAGCUGGAGAGCGCCAUCCAGAGGGAGAAAGACAAGGAGAGGGCUAAUGUUGAGGCCGAGCGGCGGGCCCUGCAGAGCCUCCAGGAGGGCUACGCUGAGCUGAAGAACCAGCUUCAUAAUUGUCCCGAGUCCCUGCGGGAACAGUUACAGGAACAGCUCAAAAGGGACGGAGAGGCUCUGGAAGCAGGCACCAAAAAGUUUGAGGACCUGGAGUUUCAGCAGCUGGAGAGAGAGAGCAGCCUGGAGGAGGAGCGAGAAACCAUCACCCAGCAGCUGCUGCAGGAGAGAGUCGAGUACCACGGCAGUGUGGCCAAGAGGAAGGAGAAGGUGUCUGCUCUGGAGAACCAGGCUAACCAGCUCGUCCUGCAGGCCACUCAGGAGUGCGAGCGGCUGGCCAAAGACAGAACCCUCACUCUGCAAAUGCUCCAGAAGGAGAAGGAGCGACUGUCAGCCUUAGAGAAGAGAUACCACAGCCUGACGGGCGGGAAAAGCUUCCCCAAGUCCUCCACUGCGAUGAGAGAGGCAGCGCUCCAUAUCAGCGAGGUCGACCUGUUGUUGGAGGAUAUCCACUCCUCCCAGCAUUCCCUCUGUCGAGCCUCUUCUUCCUACUUACACCCCUCCCCUACCUGUCAGUUGUACCCCAGCAGCCCUACGGAGGAGUAUGUGACAGUGGGCCAGUUAAGUCAGAUGUACGGGAUGCCAAAGCUGGAGUCAUCCCCUACGUCGCCGCUUCGCCAGCACCUGCAGUCUGGAGCAGUAGACCCCGCCUUCUCCUGCCUCCCCUCUCCUCACGGCUCCUCCCUCUCUCUCUCUGUGGAGUACCAGCCUGAGGGCAGCAGGUCUCACCUGCCUAAGCUAGAUUUAGAGCAGUGGUACCAGGAGCUGAUGGCUGGCUCCAGCCUGCUCUGUCCUCCCCCUCUGCCAGCCAAGUCUCAGUCGGGCCGCCGGCAUGUGCUGCAGGUGUUCCGCUCUAAAUUGGACAGUGACCCGGGUCUGUCUCUCCAUCAGCCUAAGUCUGGCUCUGUGUCCCCCCUGCAGCACGGAGCAGCCACACUGGGACGCAACUCAAGCUCCAAGAGCCCCCUGCUGUCAGCCAACAGCACCGGCAGUCUGCCCAGGAACCUGGCUGCAACCCUGCAGGACAUCGAGACCAAGAGACAGCUCGCUCUGCAGCAGAAAGAGCCCAUGACAUGUUCACAGACCAUCAGAGAGGGAAGAUCAGCAGGUCAUCAGGUGAUCGAGGAGCAGCGGCGGCGUCUGGCCGAGCUCAAACAGCGAGCGGCGGCCGAGGCUCAGUGUCAGUGGGAUGCGCUCCAUGGCUCUCAGUCCCACCUCAUGACCUCGUCCUCCUCGUCUCCCUCCUACUCGCCCAUCAUGUCCUACAGCCCCGCGCUGAGUCACAGCUCGGCUGGACCCCCGCCUCUGGUUCACCACUCCAUCCUGCACCACCAGCCCCCGUCAGCCGGAGAGCAGCCGUACGACACGCUGAGCCUGGAGAGCUCCGACAGCAUGGACACCAGCGUGUCCACUGGCAACAACUCGGCCUGCUCGCCAGAUAACAUGUCCAGUGUCGGAGGAGUCGAUUCUCUGAAGAUCGAGGAGAUGGAGAAGAUGCUGAAGGAGGCGCAGCUGGAGAAAGCCAGACUUAUUGAAUCAAGGGAGCGAGAGAGCCUGGCUCGCCGUCAGAUGCUGGAAGAGGAGAGGAGGAGGAGGGAGGAGGCCGAGAAGAGACUGCAGGAUGAAACUUUCCACCGGCAGCAGCUUGUGGAGAGGGAGGUCAAGAUGAGGUCCAAGAACUUUUCUCAGGCUCGUCCAAUGACUCGCUAUCUGCCCAUCCGGAAGGAGGAGUUCGACCUGCGCUCCCACGUGGAGUCCUCGGGUCACAGCGUGGACACCUGCUACCACCUCAUCAUCACAGAGAAGAUGUGUAAGGGCUACCUGGUGAAGAUGGGGGGAAAGAUCAAGUCCUGGAAGAAACGCUGGUUCGUCUUCGACCGCCUAAAGAGGACCUUCUCCUACUAUGUCGACAAACAUGAGACCAAGCUGAAGGGUGUGAUCUACUUCCAGGCGAUAGAAGAGGUCUAUUACGACCACCUCCGCAGUGCCACAAAGAGCCCGAACCCCUCCCUGACCUUCUGUGUGAAGACCCAUGACCGGCUCUACUACAUGGUGGCUCCGUCAGCGGAGGCCAUGAGGAUCUGGAUGGAUGUGAUCGUCACAGGCGCGGAGGGAUACACACAGUUCAUGAACUGAGAGAGCCACGGACAGAACAGGUGACGAGGCAGAUCUCUCUCCUCACAGACUCUACAGGGCCACUUCCUGUUUCCAGUCCACAGCGGACACAACGCCUUCUUUGUUACGUUUUUAAUCUCACUCUUUGAUUUUGUAGAUGUUUUCACCUCCACAAUUUUCUACCUGAUUCUGUUCGGAUUGAAAAAGGGAGCCCUCGGAGGACACACACACACUUAGACACACCUGUAUAUAAACCAAAAUGUAUACCUGUCAAAGACUGUAAAAAAAAAAGCCUUUCUAUAUUGCCAAAUGGAGAUCGUAUAGUUACUGUUUAUUGAAACUUUUGUAUAAUUUGUUUUCUUUCAGUUUUUUUACUUUUAGAGAAAAUUGCCAAAUGACAUAAUGCCAAUGUUUUGUUUGAGUGUUUCAUCAUGAGUAGACAGAAUAGUUUUAAAAGAGUCUUCAAUCGAGGGGUGUAAUCAUUAGGACAUAUAUUAGAAAGAAUCUUAUUCAAAAAUGUUUGAGUCUAUGAGAAAUAACAUGUCAGUAAACAGGGACUGAAGAAGUCCAGAACUUGUCUUUUAACAGUGAAACAGUAAAAUAUCACAAGUCCUUUCACCACAGUGCUGCUCUUAGAUUAAACCUAAACCACAAGUAUGGAGAUAGUGUUGGUGCAAAACUGUAACUGGAUCAACAAAUGCCCACACAGACGAAGAUAUGUAAAUGUAUUAAAACAUUAAAGGCAAGGCUGGAUUAUCCACGAUAAGCCUGUGAGCCCAAACUCAGGGCAAUCAAACCCAGACUCACACAUUUGUAGAUCAUGAUAUCAUUGUUCAUUUUGGCAGCUAUUUUAGUCUUUAUAUUUAAUCACUUUUUAACCGCAUUUGAAUUGUUUUUACCCUUUAUGGUUUUAGUCAAGUAAAAUUUAUUCAGCUGUCAAUUUUCAUCAAAAUAUUUUCCCUCUUGAAACCGGUUAAUUUAGCAUAAUUGUAAAAUUUGUGAAACACUUAAAAGGGAAGAUAUUGCUGCAAUUCUAAUAUGUUAAGUAGCCUACUUAAACGUGACACUGAUACACUUUAAAUUCAGGAAUUAAACUUGUAGUGGAGUUCUUUCACUGUGUGUCAAAAGCUGCUUUUAAUAUGACUCCUGGUAACAUUUUAGCACAGCAGAGCUACACGUUUAACCUAUUAAACAUGAACUGUGUUUGCAAAAAGAAAAUGUAUUUGAGGAUCUGAGUCCCAGUUCACGAUCUGUGAACACAUUUGUGGAUCUAUUGACACAUUUAAAAACAGUUUUGCACCAAUAGUGUAUUCUAUUAAGUGUAGCAUUUACAGUACCCAGUGCUACAUGCUCGACAUAUCACUCCACACAGGUUAACCAAAGUAUUUGGAGGUAUUCUGCUAAAGCUUUGAUCACUCACAGCUCAGGAGUCCACUCUGCAGUUCUCACUGUGGUUCGACCAGAACAGGCUUUGAACAGCACGUUCUGUUCAAACAUAUUUUAGCUGUAAUGUCCCUGUUGAUGGCAGAGCUUUGGCAACAGUUUAUCAUUUGAUUUAAAAAAAAAAGAAGGUAAAUCUAUAAUAUAUAAGUAGGUGGACUCACUGAAAAACAUCCAACAAUCAGAAAUAGACCCCAAAAGGGAAGCCUGUUUAUCAGUCCAACCAUAGCUGUCACGUUCUUAUAGUGAGUGUGAAUAUGUUGAACAAGAACAUCUCACUAAACGCCUCCAUGAUGCCGACUAAAGGUACAAACUCCACACCUAAAAACAAAACAGAACAGCUCACCUUUUUGCCAAGUAGCCAUUAGCUUACUUUAUGAUGCUACAACACAGCUAGAGAGCAGCCAUCAUCACUGCCAGCCUAAAGCAUAUCCACCAGAGGGCGCUACAGAGGCCACACCCACACAGGACCCCACAGGAGGGGGAGGGGGAGGGGAGGGGGGUAGACUAAUGCAAUUCAGAACCGUGCCUUGACUAAGUGUUGUUACUGAUGCCGUGUCUGUGAGUCCAGCACAGCCUCAUAAAGGCUUCAAUCAUAUGAAUGCAUCUGUGUUUGUGUUGCUGAGCUGUGAUGCAGUUUUCUAACACAUUAAAGGGACGACUGCCUUUAGGAUCAUUACAGGCAGAUCUGAGAUCAGAAGGCCCUGAGCGCAGUGGGGAUCAGCCGGGUAACUUUAUUAUUUGAACUCUAAGUCUACAAGGCUCUUUUACACGUCCAGGAGCUCUGGAGGAUUUUAAUGGUGUCAGAGAAAAUAACUUUGAACUAUGGUUGUGGAAUACGGACUGAAGAAAACUUGCAAUUAGUACAGCAUCUCUGAUAUUGAUUUUAAACUGCAAUAAUGUUUACUGCCUCUCCAGAUGUUUUUCAGACUUAAUCAUAUAAUAUAGUUAGUAUGAGGGGAGGGGGAACUGAGGAGAAAUCCUGUGUUAGGUGGGAAUCAGAGAAGCUCUGGGAGUACAGUAGAUAAUUAAUGUAAAUAAAACUUACACAUUUAAACCCUGUCUUAAACCAUUAGGUAUAAAAUUGAUAAAACUGAUCAAAAUCGACUGUUCCCUAAAGGUGGCAACUUGGGGCAUUGAUUUCCAAACAUGUGGAGGAUCAGUAGGUAGUGUUGGCCUCCUCAAAGCUACUAUUUGUUGCAUUAUGGGAAAUGUAGUAAGUUUGCCAUUAAUGGUUCUUCACAAUUGACUACUUCUUAAGCUGCAAGUUUUCCCAAAAAUCGCUAUAUUAACAUUUCCAAGAUUUACCUUUAAAUCGGAUAUACAGAAAAAAAAAAGUUAAAUAUUUUGUACAUUCACUGAUGAAGAGAUACAUUUCCCAACUUGGUUUGCAGAUGCCUGUUUGCAAAAGAUGGUACUGUAAAAAAAACUUCUUGAAAUGAGUUGUAAAGUAGUUUUUUUUUGGAUGAGACGUUAUUAUUGGUUUAAGUUGGCAGCCUAAUGUCUGCACAACCUUUUAAUAGAACACCAGACCUCUGAUAAAAUCACACAGAUUCCCCCUCUGGUUAAGAUCCCCACUGUGACCUGAGGCCUGCAUGCAUGAGAACAGAUAAAGAAAUCUUCAGCUUUAACAGACUCUAUGUGACGGGGGGGCUCACCUGGCCUCUUUAACAUAUCGAUCAUCAUCACAUUGUGACUCUAUUGAUCAGUUUGUAGGUAACACAUGCAGGAUGCUUUUUUCUGUGUAUCUUUUUAUUUGUUGUUGUAGGAGCAGAGGAGAAAGUACGCUGUGAUUAUUGGAGCAUGUGGAACUCUUGUUUGGUUUCAUGUGUCGGUACAGUGAUGAUGAUAAUUUAUGGUUGUGGUGCCUGAGAUAGUGGCAAGUUUACUUAAAAAAAAGAAGAAAAAAGGCAACUAGUGAUAAAAGACCUUAAUAUAUUCUGUCCCCUUGCCUUUAAUUUCUCUGCAAAGUGUGCAAACCAAACUAUUCAACACUGGCAGGGCUGUUAAAUCAUGUCUGUUGAUAGUAGGUGGUGUAUACGUUACUGUCGUUAUCUAUGUUAGAAAGAGAGGAAGCUAAAUAUACUGUAAAGAGGAUGCCUGAAUGAUUAAAUAUUACUAUAGAAAUCUAA
Molecule: messenger RNA, 8417 nt
Organism: Labrus bergylta (ballan wrasse)
Lineage: Eukaryota; Metazoa; Chordata; Actinopteri; Labriformes; Labridae
Source: RefSeq, a predicted model, not a curated record